GCAGGCGUCUGUAGCCUGGGGUCGCUGGGCGGUGGGAAGGGGAAGGUGUUUUGGGGCCCGGUCGGAGCCGGGCGUGGAGCAGAGGCGUAGCGGAGACGACUAGGGUGCGCUGAGCGAGCGAGUGGGCACCGGGCAUGACCCUGCUGUGAACCGCGAAGGGUGGAAGAUGGGACGGCGCCGGGCGCCGGAGCUGUACCGGGCGCCAUUCCCGCUGUACGCGCUGCGAGUCGAACCCAGCACCGGCCUCCUCAUCACCGCGGGCGGGGGCGGCGCCGCCAAGACUGGCAUCAAGAAUGGAGUGCACUUUUUGCAACUGGAACAGAUUGGUGGAGCUUUGAGUGCCUCUUUGCUGCAUUCCCAUGACACAGUGACUAGGGCCACCAUGAACCUUGCCCUAGCAGGCAAUAUUCUUGCUGCGGGGCAGGAUGCUAGCUGUCAGCUCCUUCAGUUCAAACCUCAAGAGCACGAGACCAGUGACAAGCAAGACAAUGCAGGUUCCCAGGAGCAGGGCCCGAGGCAAAGGAAGGGGGCAGGAGCCGCGGCUGAAACACAAGAAGCUGGGGCGUCAAUUCAGGGAGAGGGGGUGGAGCUGAAUGUGGAGAACUUGCAGUCUGUGCAGACAGACUUUGGCUCUGACCCACUGCAGAAGACUGUGUGCUUCAAUCAUGAUAAUACCUUGCUUGCCACUGGGGGCACUGAUGGCUUUGUUCGUGUUUGGCAGGUGCCUAGCCUUGAAAAGGUUUUGGAGUUCAAAGCUCAUGACGGGGAGAUUGAAGACCUGACUUUGGGCCCUGAUGACAAGAUGGUGACAGCAGGCUGGGAUUUUAAGGCCUGUGUGUGGCAAAGGGACCAGCUGGUGACAGGGUUGCGCUGGGAUGAAAACUUGCCUCCUUUACCUGACACACCUUAUCGCUAUCAAGCUUGCAGGUUUGGGUGGGUGCCAGACCAGCCUGCUGGGCUGCGGCUCUUCACAGUGCAGAUUCCCCACAAGCGCCUGCGCCGGCCACCACCCUGCUACCUCACAGCCUGGGAUGGCCAUAAUUUCCUGCCCCUUCGGACCCAGCCUUGUGGUAACGAGGUCAUUUCCUGCCUCAGUGUCAGUGAAUCAGGCACCUUCUUAGGCCUAGGCACCGUCACUGGCUCUGUCGCUAUCUACAUCUCUUUUUCCCUCCAGCGUCUCUACUAUCUUCGGGAGGCUCACGGCAUCGUCGUGACAGAUGUGGCCUUCAUGCCAGAGCAGGGGCGUGGCCGAGAGCUUCUGGGGGCUCAUGAAGCAGCAUUGUUCUCUGUGGCCGUGGACAGUCGGUGCCAAUUGCAUCUGUUGCCCAUUCGGCGGAGUGUCCCUGUGUGGUUGUUGCUGCUGCUGUGUGCUGGGCUCAUCAUUUUGGCCAUCCUGCUGCUUCAGACUGCCUUCCCAGGCUUUCUUUAGCCUUACUUGUUUCCUGGGGGAUCAGGACCCUGAACACUGAAAAGACCAGAGCCAGUCAAGGCCUAGGGCACCACUAUUUCCACUGAGACUGGAGCUGAAGCUGCCCCAUGAAAAUGAGGAAUAUGAUAGUGGCCCCCACCCUACCUAAAGGCUGAAUGCUGCCAAACCCUGGCUCUUGGCACAGGGUUCUUCUCAUUUCAUCUAAGACAACAAUUUCUGAGGUACCACUCGUUGCUCCUUCUAAGAGCAGAGCUGAAACUGUUCCUGAGAGGACUGAAAAUGUGACAGCUGUCCCCACCUCACCUAGAGUCUGGAUGCUGCACAGCCCCGGCCAGCCAGGGGCCAGACAGCCCUUUCCCCUCAACACUGUGAAGAUGACUGAAGCCUUGGUGGCUAUACUACCCCCACUUUGUUGGAAGGGCUCAACUCUCUCUUGCUGCUUGGUGAUGAAUUGAGCACAUCUCAUCCCUCCUCUUCUAUGCAGCUCUUGUUCUUUUACCACUGAGAUUAAAUCAGUGUUCCAGUCCUUAACAACUGUUAUGGGACUUGGAGGUUUCACCAAAAAAUUAGCAGACUCA
This is a messenger RNA of Vombatus ursinus (common wombat), 2007 nucleotides long. It is a transcript of the gene PREB, whose product is annotated as prolactin regulatory element binding. NCBI's taxonomy places the organism in Eukaryota, Metazoa, Chordata, Mammalia, Diprotodontia, Vombatidae. Gene Ontology annotation, biological process: protein secretion. The record is from RefSeq and is a predicted model, not a curated record. Bases 167 to 1429 code for a protein of 420 amino acids. Gene Ontology annotation, molecular function: guanyl-nucleotide exchange factor activity; GTPase activator activity; protein binding. Gene Ontology annotation, cellular component: endoplasmic reticulum membrane. The transcript has 9 exons.